ACUUUAAUUUCUCAUUUUACUUCUUCUUUGACCCAUGAGUUAUUGAAAAGUGUGUUAUUCAGUUUUCAAACACCAACAUCAAUUUGGAAUUUAGGUUUCUCUUGUGCUGUUCUGGCUUAGUGUUUCCCGCUAAUAGUUAUACAAGAAACUUCUAUCUUCUUUCUGUUACUUUCCUUCAAAAGGAACUUGGAUAUUUAUUUUUCUUCGUGUUUGAGGAGCAUCAGCUUCCAGGGACAGAUCUCUAAAUUUGACUCACCUUUAACUGAAGAUUAUAUACGGGAUGGUCCUGGCAUUCAAGGCUUCCCACAACCGGGACUAAACAUAACUUUCCAGCACUGGCAUUUUUGUCUUCAUUGUAAGUGCCAACACAGCUAGGUUAUUUUCUAUCUCCCAAAAAUGUUUGAUUCUGUUCAUUUUGUUCUCUAUGAGAGAUGCUCUCUUCCCCAACCCCUCCUGGAAACCAUCAUUCAACACAUUUUAAAUGUUCCCUAUUCCAUAAAGACUUUUUCUGAUCUCUCAGUAUGCUUUCUUCUACUUAAAAUCUUCACAGCUCUUUUAUUUUUUUAAUUUUUAAGUACUGCCUCUUAUUGCCUUUGUAAUGUCAAGGUCAUUCAAUAUCUUAUCCCUCUUAUUAAAAUCUAACCCCUUCCUGCCAAGCGGGCCAAGCGGUGGCCCACACUGGGCCCUCCAGAUACAUCUGCUGAAACAAACGAAUUGUGAUUUCUCCCUUUCCUCAGUGCGCCUGAUUGAUUAAUAUUUUAGACUUUGCCCUGAUGGGAACAUUCCUAGGUAGGAAAAGGAGACUGGAGCGAGAGAGCCUUUGAGGAAAUUUUAGGAGCCUCUGGUUCUUGAUUAUUUCAUAGACAUAAGCUGACGAGGGGAAAGAAUUCAUAGCCACAGAAUGUGGGCAGCUUGAAGAAGAGCUUGUUUUCUCGUUUUCUAGGAUCCUGCAGUGAAGGGAAGCAUCCUGUGUGGGUUAAGGCCUCUUUCAGGAGCUCAGUAACUAUUUAUAGGAGACAAAAUCACUGACUAAUAGAGUGAUUGUAUGAGAAUCAACAUAAAUAUUAAUGAGGAAAAUUCCAGUUUUCUUGCACCACCACUCACUACAGGCCUAUAUAAGGUCUAGAGGAGAAGGAAGGUUUCAGCCUCAAGUGAACCCAACCAUGAGCAAAGCAAGAGUCUGGUGUUUUAGCACCAUGACUUCUAGUUGCUGCUGUUCUCUCCUCAGUGGGGAGGUUUCAGAGGCCAAGGCUGCCCGCCCGUGCCUUUCGGCCACCUUGGCACACGCCAACUGUGUCUGUGUGGGGACGACCCCUCUGGGCCAAUCCAGCCUCUGUCUGCCCCACAGCUGCAGCACUGCUUGCCCCUUGUCAACGACCUGCAACAUUCCUGGCAACAGUGGCAUCUGUGGGACCUGUGGCGAAGGCACCCUGAAUAGCCACGAGAAGGUGACCAUGCAGUUCCUGAAUGACCGCUUGGCCAACAACCUGGAGAAGGUGCACCAGCUGGAGUGGGGCAAUGCAGAGCUGGAGACCAAGAUCCUAGAGUCAAGCAAAUGCCAUGAGUCCAACGUGUGCCUGGACUACCAGAGCUACUUCCGGACCAUCGAGGAGCUCCAGAAGAAGAUCCUGUGCAUCAAAUCUGAGAACAACAAGCUGGUUGUGCAAACAGACAAUGCCAAGCUGGCUGCAGAUGACUUCAGGACCAAUUGGCAUCAGAGAUGGUACCAGGUGGACCACUCGCUCUGCCAGCUUGUGGAGGCCGACAUCUGUGGCCUGCGCAGGGUGCUGGACCACCUCACACUCGCCGAGUGUGACUUGGAGGCCCAGCUGGAGUCCCUGAGGAAGGAGCUGCUCUGCCUCAAGAAGAACCAUGAGCAGGAAGUCCACACUCUGAAGUGCCAGCUGGGGGACAAGCUCCAGAUUGAGCUAGAUACUGAGCCCACUGCAGACCUGGGCAGGCUGCUGGAGGAGAUCUGGUACCAGUAUGAGGCCAUGGUGAACACCUCUGAAGGCAUCAGUCUACUGGACAUGUCCUGCUCCGAGGAGCUGCAGUGCUGCCAGAUGGAAAUCCUGGAGCUGAGACGCAUGGUGAACGCCCUGGAGAAGGAACUUCAGGCUCAGCACAAGCUAAUACAGAGCCUGAUCAGCAGCAUGCAGGAGCAGCUGUCUGAGAUCCGGGCUGACCUGAAGCAGCAGAACCAGGAGUACCAGGUGCUGCUGGACGCCAAGGCCUAG
Messenger RNA from Ceratotherium simum simum (southern white rhinoceros), 2237 nucleotides. NCBI's taxonomy places the organism in Eukaryota, Metazoa, Chordata, Mammalia, Perissodactyla, Rhinocerotidae. The record is from RefSeq and is a predicted model, not a curated record.